AUGGGGGAAGAUAGUAUAAAAACAUUUCUUGAAUACCCAGAUGGCAAAAGCAGUACUGUCAAGGGUCCAAGAAAAUCGACAGUGAUCCACAAAGCCUUCAAGGACAAGCAAUUGAACAUCAGUCCCAACAUGUGCCGAGAGCAGCGUAAAGUCUGGUACCAAUGCCGCCAUGAGCUCGUCUACAAGUACUACUGCAGAGAAGCCAGACGUACGGGCGUGCAGUGGCAGUAUGAGAAGCUGGAACACUUUGGAGGAACCAACAUUCCUUGCGAGCAUCCAGACUGUGUCAGAUGGAAUCGACGUCUAGCAGAGAUGCGCCAGGAAGCCUUGGAGAGAAACAUUGCAGACGCCAUGUAUCGUCGUAUUGAUUGA
This is a messenger RNA of Aureobasidium musti, 372 nucleotides long. Lineage: Eukaryota; Fungi; Ascomycota; Dothideomycetes; Dothideales; Saccotheciaceae. The record is from the annotation of a GenBank genome assembly.